Molecule: messenger RNA, 969 nt
Organism: Pseudovirgaria hyperparasitica
Lineage: Eukaryota; Fungi; Ascomycota; Dothideomycetes; Acrospermales; Acrospermaceae
Exons: 3
Coding region: 245-928 (227 amino acids)
Source: RefSeq, a predicted model, not a curated record
CUACUUUUAAAGCUCUUGUAGACUUAGAAUAGACGUAAAAGUAGAAAGAGCUCUCGGUAUAAUGAUGGGGGAGAGAACACGCGUGUGCUAGUGCUAGCGACUCAGGUUCUAGGAAAACGACGGAUCCAUAGCCGAAAUGCCAAGAGUGGCCUUAAAACUUGACCGCCCAUAGAAUAACGGAGAGAUUUUUCCCCGCUUCGACUACCGAUAAAUCACCUCCAGCUUUGUCGCAAAUACUUACAAUAUGGAUAAAUGUAUUAUCGUGACUAGCGAUGAAAAGUCUUUGGAAGUCGCGCCCGACCGUCUUGGUUUUGCCCUCUUAUUUCGAGACUUCCUAGAUGACCUAGGCUUGACUAGUGAGCCAUUUGUGCUCUCUCAUGUUGAUCAUAAUACUAUGUCUAUCAUCUUGGAAUGGGCUCUGGGCCACUACGUGGACGGGAUUACCCUUCCUCCAAAACUCAAAUUCUGGCAAUCACGAGAGGACUUUGAGAUUCUCCGAAUCAUACCGACCGCAGACUUUCUCGGGGCUGAAAGCUUACUAAAUCAAGCGCUGACUCUCGCCAACCUACUCUUAGUGACGGAUUACAAAUUUCGAAACACCGUCGAGAAAACCGAGUUCUCGACGCAAAUGACUAAAAGACUCUUGACCCUAGAUGCAGUGCAAACUGCCCAGAGACAUUACAAGUACUAUUGUUACGCGCAGAUCGAUGGUUCUGAAAGAGAAAUCUGGAGCGAGAUCGUCUCGAGUUUUCCAGAGAGUAGCAGAGCUGUGAAGGAUUGGACGAUCUUUAUUUACGCUACUUUCACUACCAAGCUUAGAGUCAUCGGUAAAGAGAGCGAAACUGAGGAUCUCUCAGCAUUAAAGACCUUCAUACACGAAUGGCGCCCCUUUAUCAAGGUUACAUUCGAUCGUAUCAUGACUAUAUAAGCAUCAUCUUUCCCGAUGGACGAAUUCUCGAUAGUAUCUUG